Molecule: messenger RNA, 366 nt
Organism: Capsicum annuum
Lineage: Eukaryota; Viridiplantae; Streptophyta; Magnoliopsida; Solanales; Solanaceae
Product: precursor of CEP8
Exons: 1
Coding region: 1-366 (121 amino acids)
Biological process (GO): regulation of leaf morphogenesis; root development; nitrate import
Cellular component (GO): extracellular region
Molecular function (GO): hormone activity
Source: RefSeq, a predicted model, not a curated record
AUGGCUUGUCUCAAACAUAUUUGUGUAUUUAGUUUCCUUGUUGCAGUAAUUGCUUGCCAUCAAGUUCUUAUUGCUGAGGGAAGACAACUGAAAGAAUUGAAACACCCCGAAAGUGGAAAUGAAAUUCCUGAAAGACAAAGUUUUAGUACUGAUGACACUUCAAAAGCACCAAGUGGAAAAGUAAAGUACGCACCAACUUCAACAGGAAAUAGCCCAGGUAUUGGACAUUCAUCUUCAGUGCCAAAAGCAAAUGAUCAACCAAAGCACACUAGUACUGGUGAAGUAAGCAUAGACGAUGUCAAAGCAGGACACAGCCCGGGUAUUGGUCAUGCUUCUCAAAAUGAAAAAAUUGGUCCAAAUGUUUAG